Molecule: messenger RNA, 3521 nt
Organism: Hydractinia symbiolongicarpus
Lineage: Eukaryota; Metazoa; Cnidaria; Hydrozoa; Anthoathecata; Hydractiniidae
Exons: 2
Coding region: 181-1191 (336 amino acids)
Source: RefSeq, a predicted model, not a curated record
GGAAUUAUCAAUAAUGGCUGCCCAUGGGGAGGAUUUCUUUGGUGAAGAUGAUUUUGAUGCAAUCUUGGCUGUUAUUGAUGAAGAUUUAUUAGAGAAAAAUCGUGAUUUAACUAAAGAAUUAUCCGAAAUUUUUGAAGAAAUAGUUGACGACCCUUCUGAAAGCUGUUUUUCCUGUGAUAUAUGCUCCAAAACAUGCAAAACACAACGGGGACUCACACAAGACACCGAAAUGCGAAACAUCGUCAGCCACAAAACCAGUUAAAUGACGACAGCCUCACUACUGCUGAAACCAAGCUCCAUCCGUUAUACUUUAAGAAGUACACCCAAUUAAGUGCAAGUAAACUUUCUAAAGAUGAAUGCUAUAGUGAGAAGACCAGAAAUGAAUUUGUCAAUUAUGUUAUUACAAACAACGAUACAAACUUUUCCUAUAGUUUUGUCAGAGAUGUGAUUGGUAGUUUUAAAGGCGAUGCUGAAAAGUUUUAUCCGGCCUUCUAUAAAUCUGUGUAUGAAAAUAUUGUUUUCAGAAAUUUAUCAAAUCGAAGCUCUAUUCUCCUUGGUUUUGAAGUGGCUAAUCACGUACUUGCUCAUCUCACUAAUUCAACUGUAAAAGAAAACACUGUAGAAUUUUCUUCCCAUGUGAAUUUUUCACUCAAAGAAAGAAACAUAAUUAAAUAUCUAAGUGGUUAUGUAUUUAGUACCCUAUAUCGUCGCAUUAGGAGAUCAAAAAAAUCAAGAAGUAUGCUUGGAGUUCAAAGUUUGGACAUCUUAUUAGCUGGAAAGUCAUGUCUUGUGGAAGACGAUAAAAAUUCUGAUUUAGUAAAUAUGAAGGACAGAGGAGGGUUAUGGUCAGUAACCGAUGAUGUUUUCAGAAUUUUUUGUUGUGCAGAACUUGAAGUUCGUGCUAAUUUUCACCAUACAAUUGAUAGUAAGAAAAUUGUUUCAGACCUGCUUGAGUACCCUGUUGUGCUUUGUAAUUACAACAAAAUAACAUCACACUCAACCGAAAAAGUCACAAAAGAAUUAGCAAUGAACUUACUUGAGCAUCUCAUCAUGCUUUAUGUUCGUGUUCGUGUUUUUUCAUUUGUGAAAGAUAAAUGUGAGCUGCACAAAAUUGCAUCAAAACAGAAAAAAGCUCGAUCUCUACGCACUGAAAUCAAGAAAUCUUCAAGCAAUCUUUCAGAUGGACAUUGACACUAAGAGUCCAGAACAGUGACUAUAAACCUGUUACAACUGCUAUUUUUAUAGCAACAAAUUUUAAAACAAUAUUAUUUUGGCACAUGGUAUAAUAAAUAAUUAUGGAAGUCUACAAAAAGGUCCAGGAACAAGAUGUAAUCCACAGUCUAAGUCAUCAAGGAAUAACUUUGAAAUAUGGUUCCGGGUGAUAUAACUUCCAUCAUUCCACAUACUUCUGGAACAUCUUUCUGCAAGAGAAUUACUCAGGCAAUUGCGGGCUGUUUUAAUUAAGUGUGGUGGAUCUGAGAUAAAGUAGAUGUACCGUUCCUCAUCCGCCAUAACAUUCAAAGUGCGGUAUGUUACGUCCACUCCUGCAUUAAUGUCAGCUACACGGGUCAUGUUUAGGUGCAUAUGGUACAUUCGUCGGUUUGGAGAUGCUCCAUCACUUGUGACACCAACAACUUUUAUGUCACAUUUUUCCUCCAGUAUGCCAACCGCUUUCCAAAAGAGAGGAAACAAUUGAAUUGAUGUGACAUUGGUAGUAGCAAAAUUUGCAAAUGAAAAUUUUAAAGGAUUUACAAUGUUUCUCACAAGAAAAACUAAGACAUGAGAUGCAAUUUCAUCAACCUUUUUCAACAACAUAAUUUAGAUCAAUAUCACCAAGGUCAACAAAACCGAUAAGAUCACCAUUAUGCUUAUCCCACACAAGACUUUCUUGAAUUUUCAUUUCAUCCAUUAAUAAUAUUGCAUAUUUCUCAUGUGGUUGGAAUUUGGAGACCAUAUUACACAAUUCCUGGAUAACGUCUUUGUUAAAACCUUGCUUUGGACGAAUAUAGUUCUUAUAGUCCCUUAAACGACGUCUACUAGGGAGUACCAAGAAACCACUGUCUUUCUUAUCGUCAACACGAAUCUCAUCAUAAAAGGCAGGGAAUUUUGCAGCUAAACCCAAGCAGUAAGGAAUGAUCAUAGGAUGAUAGCGAACACCAGUUUUCGAUGAUGAUAAAUAUUUCUGCUGCUCUUCCCAAAAAAAUUUCAUGAAUGGUGGUAUCUUGCGAUUAGUUGUUGACAUAAUUUUUAUGAAAUCAUUACCAAGAUUUCUUUGGACUGGAACUGCACAAGUGGAAAUUUCAUCUUGCAUUUUCUUUAACUCUUCCUUUAAUUCUUUAUUUUCCAACCUUGUUAAAUAUGUGAUUGUAAUAAGUUUUAGUGAUUGAGAAUAAAUGUCGUGUUUAGCAGGAACAGACCAUAAUAAAACACGAACAGUAAAAACAAGAUUAUCAUCAACAUAUAUCUCAUACUUUGGAACUGAGUGGAUAGCAUCAUGACAGGCAAAAGAAGCACAAUCACUUGUAUAGGUAAAACUCCAACCGACUAAUUUCAAUAACUGAGUUUUAGAAAUAAAAUCAGUAGCUAAAUGACUUGUACUGAUCAGUAAUGACAUUUUCCACUGGUUCAAUUUUUUUCUGCAAAAUUGAUUGUGCUGAUUGACGAGGCUUAGAAGAUGUGGAGGAUGAAGGAAAACUUUUGAUAGGAAGGUUUAUUGUGGGGAUAGCACCGAGAACAAGUGUGGUUCUGCUAGAGUGGUUACGAUUCAUUUGAUCUUCGCUAAAGUGCUUUUCACAAAUAUAUAUUUUCUUUCUUUGAAUUCUAUCCCUUAGAGCAUGAUCAACUUCCCUAUCUCUAUCACAACAUCAACUAACUUUUCUCUCCACGACUUUUCAAAUUGAUUCUCACCAGCAGGAACUUUAAAAAUAGAUAGACCUUUAUAUUUAGCCCUUCGUGAAACUGUGCAACCGUAUAUAGAGCAAUUUUCGCCAGGCAUGUUGAAAAUAAUUCUGUUUAAAUGUUUGUUAAUCCUAUGUUGUUUACAGUAACUAACCACUUAAAUGCGCCAUUUUUCAACACGAGCGUGCAGUCAAAGCACUGGGUACGAGGUAUAUUCUGCUAACAAAAACAUAAACAAUAGAGCCGCGCGAUUCACCAGACUAUCUCUUUUUUUUUCUUAUGACUAUGUAAAAAGGAACUCAUGAAAACGUGUCUUAUAUGAACAAAAUAUUUUCUGUACUGCCGAAGCAUCUAAAAAGUAUACAUCUACAUCACAUUCGUCACACGUGGCUUUAAGAGUCACGUGUUAAAAAUACAUAAAUAAUUAACAACUGCAGCUUUAUUGACAUUAAAUUGAAACAUUAUAGUUUAUCUCCAAUAGAUGAACCAAACCUAAUACCACAGACAUGGUCACACUAUAUAAUUUUCAUGUUUGAUAUUGUUCUUACUGCUAUUUACUUAGUCGUUGUAUGUAUGAGAUAACAUAAAUUGUAUAAUAUAUGAGAUUCAGUUGUUUUAGAAAA